This is a messenger RNA of Astyanax mexicanus (Mexican tetra), 2747 nucleotides long. RefSeq names its product wingless-type MMTV integration site family, member 8b (gene wnt8b). The transcript is spliced from 6 exons. The record is from RefSeq and is a predicted model, not a curated record. Gene Ontology annotation, biological process: canonical Wnt signaling pathway; neuron differentiation; multicellular organism development. Gene Ontology annotation, molecular function: frizzled binding; cytokine activity. Bases 1177 to 2253 code for a protein of 358 amino acids. Gene Ontology annotation, cellular component: extracellular region. NCBI's taxonomy places the organism in Eukaryota, Metazoa, Chordata, Actinopteri, Characiformes, Acestrorhamphidae.
UUUUUUAUAAGUAUAUGUUUGAGCAAAAUGAACAUUGUUGUUUUAUUCCAUAAACUACGGACAACAUUUAUCCAAAUUCCAAAUAAACUGUUGUCAUUUAGAGCAUUUAUUUGCAGAAAAUAAGAAAUGGCUGAAAUAACAAAAAAGAAGCACAGCUUUUAGACAUCAAAUAAUGCAAAGAAAGCAUGUUCAUAUUCAUAAAGUUUUAAUAGUUCAGAAAUCAAUGUUUGGUGGAAUAACCCUGGUUUUUAAUCACAGUUUUCAUGCAUCUUGGCAUGUUGUCCUCCACCAGUCUUACACAAUGUUUUGGAUAACUUCAAAAAAUUCAAGCAUUUCAUCUUGGUUUGAUGACUUGAUGAUGAUCAUCCAUCUUCCUCUUGAUUAUAUUCCAGAGGUUUUCAAUUUUGUAUUUUUAAGUGGUCUCUUAAAGGUAAAGUUUAAUACAAACAGUUGAAAGCAUAAGGUUGAUUUACUGUUAAAUAAAAAUCGAGGUGCACAAAUGAAUCAGUUCUGACGUCGGAGAUCAGCGUUGUUUCAGUGCAUUUGCGACGGAACUGAUGGAAAUGAACGUUGAUUCAACAUACUUUUGUUAUCUGGGUAACGUUUUUCCUGAAUGUGGGAAAUUGAGGUGCUUUGCAAAAAACUGUGCUGAUAAAGGGUCGGAUUGGAUUAUGGAUGAUUUCAUCUUAAACUGCGCUAAUUUCCUCAACAAGAAAGAAUACAAAUAACAUCUGCUGUUUGAUCCGUGAUAACCGCGCUAAUCCCCGGGCAGUGCUCAUCUCUGGCCCACUGUAGACCACCACUCUCAGACCGCUCCUCAAACGGAGUUUGAAGGCCCAAAUCGAGGAGAUCAGUGAUCCCAUUCGGUUUCAUAUUCAUUCCCUCCAACUGUUAACACAGUGAGCCCUUCCCGGCUAGCUGGGCCAGAGGAACCCAGGGUGCCCUUUUGAUCAUUUCAAUCUCUCCUUGGUACAAUAGUUCUGAUUGGCUGAAGCAGUAAGAAGGGGAAAAUCUUUAAUGAAGCAGAUAAUCUCUUGUUGGGAUGAGAGCAGCUCCAUUUCAGAGCCCCCUUUGGCUCACAAAUGAGAGCCCAGCCUCUGAGUUCUGCAUGUAACUCCACAGCUCGCUUGCAGCUUUCUUUCAAGCUCAAGAACUGUCCAUCAGCCCUCUCUCAGGAUGUUCAUACAUUUGGACGUUUAUUACUACAUGUUCAUCUUGAUGGUCCACAUGAAAUCGUGCUGCAGUUGGUCAGUGAAUAAUUUCCUGAUGACUGGCCCAAAGGCCUAUUUGAUAUAUUCAAGCAGUGUGGCUGCGGGAGCUCAGAGUGGAAUUGAAGAAUGCAAAUAUCAAUUUGCCUGGGACCGCUGGAACUGUCCGGAACGGGCCCUGCAGCUCUCCACCCACAGUGGGCUCAGGAGUGCAAACCGGGAGACAGCUUUUGUCCAUGCCAUCAGCUCUGCUGGGGUGAUGUACACCCUCACUAGGAACUGCAGUCUUGGAGAUUUUGACAACUGUGGUUGUGAUGACACAAGGAAUGGUCAGCGAGGUGGUCAAGGCUGGCUGUGGGGAGGCUGCAGUGACAAUGUGGGUUUUGGGGAGGCCAUCUCCAAGCAGUUUGUGGAUGCUCUAGAAACUGGGCAAGAUGCACGGGCUGCCAUGAACCUGCACAACAAUGAAGCAGGGCGCAAGGCAGUGAAAGGAACCAUGCAGAGAACAUGUAAGUGCCAUGGGGUAUCCGGCAGCUGCACUACUCAGACCUGCUGGCUGCAGUUGCCAGAGUUUCGGGAAGUGGGCAACUACCUGAAGGAGAAGUACCAUCGUGCCAUCAAGGUGGACCUUCUGCGAGGCGCAGGCAACAGCGCAGCCAGCCGUGGAGCCAUCGCUGAAACCUUCAGUUCCAUCUCUCGUAAAGAACUGGUGCAUCUGGAAGACUCUCCUGACUACUGUGUGGAAAACCGCACUCUGGGCCUGCCAGGCACUGAAGGUCGAGAAUGCCUGAAGAAGGGCAAGAACCUGAGCAAGUGGGAGAAGCGCAGCUGUAAGCGGCUCUGCAGUGACUGUGGACUGGCCGUGGAGGAACGCAGAGCAGAGACAGUGUCUAGCUGCAACUGCAAGUUCCACUGGUGUUGUGCUGUAAAAUGUGACCAGUGCCGUAAGACUGUGACCAAGUACUACUGCGUCAAGAAGACCAAGCGGGUUAAGAACGACAGUGCGAGUCGAAGGAAAAGCCUUCGCUUAAAGAAAAAGCACUAAAGGAAUACUGAAGGCUUCAACAUAAUAAAAUGUAAUAAAAUGUAAGUGUUGUUUAAAUAUUGUUUGGCUGUUGAAAUGCAAAAAAAGGAAAUAUAUCUUUGUGAUGGUCACGGAUUUUAAACCAGAUUUCUGUAUUCACAACUGUUCCUCAACCUGAUAUGUUUCUGAAGGACUUUAGACAUCUGUCAUUACGCAUAUUUAGGAUAGCACUGAAAAGCUUUUUAACCAUAAAAUAGAGAACAUUAGAUUCGCUUUGAAAUAGUGUCUCCCAGACUUUCACCAACAGACGAGCCUCUGUCUUGUAUCCAUUAUCUGUAUUAUGCUAAAGCUGCUAAAGCAACUAAGCGUUAUUAUAUUUUGAUACUGGGAUAAUAAUCACACUGUAUGUCAAAUUUGUAAAUUUUCUGUAAAUAAGAUGAAGCACUUUGUAUAUUGUUUAUUUAUUGCACAUAUACAGUAUUAUGUAGUGGUGUUUGUUAGCUCUCUUUUGUAUU